Diorhabda sublineata is the source of this 2733-nucleotide messenger RNA. Its product is annotated as centrosomal protein 43-like. Gene Ontology annotation, biological process: microtubule anchoring. The record is from RefSeq and is a predicted model, not a curated record. Bases 147 to 1343 code for a protein of 398 amino acids. Gene Ontology annotation, cellular component: centrosome. The transcript is spliced from 4 exons. NCBI's taxonomy places the organism in Eukaryota, Metazoa, Arthropoda, Insecta, Coleoptera, Chrysomelidae.
AGUACUUCUUGUCAAAUUUCAAAUUGUCAAUUUGUCUUAUAAACGUGAACUUUGUUUGGAAUAAAACAAAAAGUAUUUUGGUCAUUUAUUAACUAAAAACUUUUAUUAUCACUUACAUAUGCUUAUUGUAAAUAUUAUCAAUCACAAUGUCAGUAGAAGAAGAAAUAGAAUUGAAGGAUUUAGUUGCCCAAACUUUAAAAUUCAACGGUACACUGGCCAAAAUAAAGGCUCAAUUACGUGCUAGUCUUUUUCUUGCCUUGGAUGAAGAUGAAAAGAUUAGUUCACAAACACCUUUGCUAAAUAACAAGAUCAAAACUUUUAUGGAAACAACAGAGGGCAAAUCUAUGUUUUACAUAGUCCACGAAUUCCUGGAAUUUUUUAAUUUAAGUUUUACAUUAGCUGUAUAUGAACCUGAGUCGUAUUUAGAUUGCAAUUGUCAAAAAGAGGAAAAACAAAGAAUUGCGCAACAGUUUGGAUUAGGAAAUAUUGAAGAUAAUAGUGAACCACUCUUAUAUCAGAUUUUGAAAAUUGCUCAAAAAUCAAAAAGGACAUUGGAAAUUAAUCUCAAUGUGAAUGGAAACCAUGAAGAAAAAUCUGAUAGUCUACAAAGUGAAUCAGAUAGUAUCUCUGUACCAGAAAAUAUUUGCUCAGGUAGUAUUAGUAAAGAAAAUAUCAAAAUCCCUUUACAAAUAACAAACGGAGAGACAAUUGAGGAUCUAAACAAAACAUUUGAUGUGUCUAGUCCAAUAAUAAAUUCAAAAUCUAUUAUUAAACCUAAUAACGACAAUAAUAACUCCCAAUAUGUACGAACUGAACUUCCCAAAACCUCAAAUAGUAGAAGACAAAAUGAUGAUACUUAUGUUGAAACAAGUUCCUUGCAAGAAGAUACAGAUUCAAUGCAUCAAGAAAAAGUUCCUGAAGUCCAAAUGAACGGUUUAGAAGAGACUGAAAUCAAAGAAAAACUUACUGACAAAACUAAACUAUCUCCUCCAAAGUCUGAAAAAUCCAAAUCAAAAAAUAACUUGAGUUCACUGGCAGAUCUCCCUCCGCUCAAUAAACCCAAAGUUAAUGAUAUUCUACCGUCUUUAUAUAACAAAGAUUUUAAAGAUAAUUCAAAUAUACGCGAAAUGGAUAAACUAUUUGAUAUAGAUGAUGAAUAUGAAGAAGAUUUUAUGUAUAGCGGUGAUGAUUUAUCUCUUAAAUCGGAUCAUAGCAACAUUAGUUUGUUAAAAGAACUACAACAAACGAACCAGAUGAGUAACAGCAAUGAAAUAACUACACCAUUAAAUAGGAAAGAAACAAAAAUUCCACAAAAGAUUGCAGGAAGUUCACAAAAAAAAUAAAUAAUUCAAAUUAAAUGUUCAAUGACAAUGAGUAUAUACCCUAGCUGCACACUUUGAAUUGGACCAGAAUGUUUUGGUGUAAAUGGAAAAUUGUUAAGCAUUAUUUAUUGGCUCUAAUGUUUUAUACUACGAGGAAUAAAAUUAUAAGUGAAUAUUUACUACACAAAUCUUUUGAUUGAUAAAUGUUGAAUACUUGCAUGGUGAAAAAAUGUCUGUUAUUUGAUUUUGUACUUUUUAUUACACCCUUAUUUGUCUAAUAAUCUGAUGGACAGAACUUUUAUAACUAUCAAACGCUCUAUUUUCGUCAAUAUUUAUUUAUUAUUACAACUUAAUCAUAGUUGUUAGCUGAUUCUAAAUUUCUGGAAUAAUUUUUUCAUUAUUUCUACAUCUUUACAUGGUUUUAACUUUGUUUGCUGCACUAUUUCUACAACUAUUCAUUGCUGUGCCAUGAAAUAUUAAUAAUAAAUACAGAUGUCCAGAAACUUUCUUUUUAACAUACUAGAUCUAACCUUAUUUUUUACUAUCAGAAAGAUUCUCUUAAUGAAACUAACGCUCUUUAAAGAUGAUAUUGUUUAGUCGAUUAUUUAAAAAUAUCUCAUAGUACAAGUUUGCUUAUUAUGAAACCACUUUUUUUAUAGCUGUCUCAAAUGUUCAAUACCGAAGAGGCAAUAGUUGGUAGAAAAUUUGUGAUCCACUAACUAGAAUAAAGUUUGUUUGUGUUUAUUUUGAAAUAUACUUUAAAAACUGAAUAAAUCAUCUUUGGAAGUGCUAGUUUCCGUUUGGACUUGAAAUCGCAUUUCCAUUAAAAUAGUGUCAUAAGUCAAAAAAUUAGAAAAUCUUUUUUAUCGUACCACAGUUCUAGAACAUUUAAUCUCAAAUAAUGUCAUGUAAAUAGUUAGUACUGCGGUAAUAUUGUCAGGUUUUGAGUUAUCAGAAAAGUGGAAAACGAAGUUAAGAUUUAAUUUCAAAUGACUAUUACUUGAUAAUUUGUUUUUUUUCCCUUAUGACACUAUUCGAGUAUUUAUAGUUUACAUUUGAGAGGAAAGUUUCUAUUAAUGAUGUGCCAUAGUGCUCUUACCUUCUUCAAAAUUCAUUUUAUAUCCUUUUACAUUGAUUAACUUUUGUUAUCAAUCAAUUUUUCCAAAUUGUUUUUUUAUAAUGGUUUAGUUAGGUUUAGGUAUUGGGUUGAUGAAAUUUUCAAACUCAUUUCUUCACAUGUCUAGGUUUCUAUAAGUAAUAUCUUACAUUCCUCUUAAUGAGAAUAUCUUAAGUUAAUUUAUUGUAUACUUAGUGUAAUGUUUUUGUACUUACUUUGUUUUUACAUUAUUUAAAAAUUGUGCCUUAUAAAGUUGUGAUUUUCUUAGGACUAAUAGAUAAAAAGUUGAAAAAA